UGCCGUUGCUUGUUUGACCGGCAAUCCGACCUAGAAAAUUCCGUAAUGAACAUCUCGCGCUUUUGUGUGAAUUUAUCGAACUUCACACAUCAGCUACAAUGUGGCGUUACGGUGGGCAUCGUUAGCCACAGAAGUAGAUCGUUUGGGCUAGCUUCACCACAGCACCAGCAGCCAACCAUUAGCGUCGCUGAAGCGCCAGCACUUGGAAACAGUCUUGGAAGCAGAUUCUACCAUCUCUCAUCGUACGAUACGCGCGACAAGGCUGCGUUCUAUAAUGUCGAUCGAAAGAGACCACCGCCUCAGAUGGAAGAGCAGCGGGAUUCCGACAAGAAACACUCGGAGGAUCAGCUGUUCCAAAUGUUCAAAAACCAGGAAACGAACACGGUCAACAUGGGCAAGUUCCUUGCGGAACUCCGCACCAUCGGUAUCCGCCGGACGGAUCCUCGCAUCCAAGAGAUGAUGGACAACCUGAAGCGCGUGCACAAGCUAAACAACUACGAGAACGGAUCGCCCCACACGCAGCAACUGAACGAGGACACGUUCAAAGCAGUGAUCGCCCCGAACAUUGUCCUGAUUGCACGCGCCUUUCGCCAUCAGUUCGUCGUUCCGGAUUUCCAGGGUUUCACCAAGGACAUCGAGGAAAUCUACUGGAAGUGUAAGAGCAACACCGAUGGCAAGGUGGCGACCUACAUCCCACAGCUUUCCCGUGUCAACCCAGACUACUGGGGCGUUAGCGUGUGCACGAUCGAUGGCCAGCGGUUCUCCAUCGGUGACACGUCGGCCCCGUUCACACUGCAAAGUUGCAGCAAACCUCUGACGUACGCGAUCGCUCUCGAGAAGCUAGGCGCCCAGGUCGUCCACCAGUACAUCGGUCAAGAGCCGAGCGGACGAAACUUCAACGAGCUGGUGCUCGAUUACGAGAAGAAACCACACAAUCCGAUGAUCAACGCGGGUGCGAUCCUCACCUGCUCGCUGCUGAAAACACUCGUCCACCCGGAGAUGACACUGGCCGAGAAGUUUGACUACGCGCAAUCGUGGUUCACCCGAAUGGCGGGCAAUGAGUCACUCGGUUUCAACAACUCCGUCUUCCUGUCGGAACGGGAAGCCGCCGAUCGGAACUAUGCGCUCGGGUUCUACAUGCGCGAACACAAGUGUUACCCCGAGAAGGCGAACCUGCGCGAGUGUAUGGACUUUUACUUCCAGAUCUGCUCGAUGGAAGCGACCUGCGAUACGCUGUCCGUCGUCGCGGCCACCCUAGCCAACGGUGGCAUCUGUCCGCUGACCGAAGAACGGGUGCUAAAGUCCGAGAACGUACGCGAUGUCCUCUCGCUGAUGCACUCGUGCGGAAUGUACGACUUCAGUGGUCAGUUUGCGUUCAAGGUAGGGCUGCCGGCGAAAUCCGGUGUGUCCGGUGGUGUGAUGCUGGUCAUUCCGAACGUGAUGGGCAUGUUCAUGUGGUCGCCACCGCUCGAUCCACUCGGGAACAGUUGCCGUGGUGUGCAGUUCUGUAAGGAGCUGGUCGAUGUGUUUAACUUCCAUCUGUACGAUAACUUGAAGCACGGUUCGAACAAAAAGGAUCCUCGACGGCACCGGUACGAAACGAAGGGCCUAUCGGUGGUCAAUCUCCUCUUCUCGGCCGCCAUCGGUGAUGUGACGGCGCUGCGGCGUCACAAGCUGUCCGGUAUGGAUAUUACGCUGUCGGAUUACGAUGGGCGUACGGCGCUGCAUCUGGCCAGUGCUGAGGGACAUUUUGAGUGCGUACGGUUCCUGCUGGAACACUGUGGUGUACCGCAUGAUCCGAAAGAUCGUUGGGGUAAUCGGCCGGUUGAUGAAGCGGAAACAUUCGGCCACGAGGAUGUCGUUACGCUGCUGAAGCAAUGGGAAGAGAAGGUGCAGAAAGCGACGCAAGCAAGCGAGACGAACACGGCAACGAACGGAACGACGGAAACUGGCUACAACUCGGAUCAGGAUAGUGACUCGUCGAGCGGGAAAGGCUCGAAAGGGGCAAAGGGAUCGGACAUCUUAACAUAAGCGGAUUGGUUCUGUGAAUUUCCCGGCUUGUGCUGAAUCUCACUAGCACUAAAGUGUGAGCACGGUUGUAAUGACCACGCUAAACUUACUAUAGUAAUAACGACGACAAUAACGUAUCUGUGCGAUAACCUUAUAGGUAGCGACCACCCGAGGAAGCGACCCCUUCGCUCCCUCGGGGUUUUCAUUAAUAUUCUCCAACUAGAUGUUAGUUCCCAUGUUCUCAUGUACCACCAUGCACAACAUCGUCAUCAAUGUCAUGCUUCACUGUCACGUCAAUUAUAUGCAAGCGAUAAAGUCAAAUUGUAACGUGAAGGAUAUCCAUCAAUAAAUCCCUCCAACGGAGACUGCGUAUGUACAACA
This is a messenger RNA of Anopheles aquasalis, 2391 nucleotides long. It is a transcript of the gene GLS, whose product is annotated as glutaminase. Gene Ontology annotation, biological process: L-glutamine catabolic process. Gene Ontology annotation, molecular function: protein binding; glutaminase activity. Lineage: Eukaryota; Metazoa; Arthropoda; Insecta; Diptera; Culicidae. The record is from RefSeq and is a predicted model, not a curated record.